Messenger RNA from Lytechinus pictus (painted urchin), 1829 nucleotides. Its product is annotated as protein phosphatase 1 regulatory subunit 16A-like. Gene Ontology annotation, molecular function: enzyme inhibitor activity; myosin phosphatase regulator activity; protein binding. The record is from RefSeq and is a predicted model, not a curated record. Lineage: Eukaryota; Metazoa; Echinodermata; Echinoidea; Temnopleuroida; Toxopneustidae. The transcript has 3 exons. Gene Ontology annotation, cellular component: cytoplasm. The coding region runs from base 32 to 442 and encodes 136 amino acids.
ACAUCUCUUAGCAAUCAACUCUGAUGGUAACAUGCCUUAUGACAUAUGUGAAGAUGAAGAAACGUUAGACUACAUAGAGUCACAGAUGGCAACGCAAGGUAUUACGCAAGAUCAAAUCGAUGAACUAAGAGAAAUUGUACCCAAUAAGAUGCUACAAGGAAUGCAAGAGAUCUAUAAGAAUGGAGGUGAUUUAGAGAUAAGAGACAAUGUAGGAGCAACACCACUCCACAUCGCCGUAGCCAAUGGUUAUGAGAAGGUGGUGCAGUACUUACUAAGCCACAACGUAGACUACGCUGCUCGGGAUAAUGAUGGUUGGCAACCAAUACAUGCAGCAGUUUGCUGGGCACAGGUAAAUAUCAUCACUCUCAGAACUACUAAUCAUCUUGCCCUAAAGCAGCUAUCACUAAUUGCUUUCCCUAUUUGCAGUAUUUUAUACUGUUGAUUCGGCAGAAUUCUUUUCUCACCCCAAAUCACACUACACACAUGUCUUGCAGAAAAGUUUAAAAUAUUGUGAUUCAACACCAAAUACUUUUCUUUCAUCCUUCAAAUACUGCAAUUCAUUUAACAGUAAAACUACGAAAUAAGCAUCUCUUCCUUCAGAGGGAGCAACAUGCAUGUAUCUAUUAUAUGCUUUUCUCACAAGCCAGAUUUUCCAUAACCUGUACUAAAAGUGGGGCUAAAUGACAAGGUAGCCCCACCUGUAGUCCAGGGGCCCGCCUUACAAAGACUUGCGUUUGAUCGGAUCAAUUAUAACUAUGGAAAGCCAUCAAAGUCGACAUAUAAAAUUGAUGUUUGCUCAAUUUUUUUUCUAGAUAUGAAUGCAUAUCCAUUAAUUCAUUGAUUUCUUGACAGUUUGGUGUGUUCUCCUUUGUUUACAAAGGAUAUUUUGCACAUUUCCUGUAGAAAACAUUAUGACACUGGUGGAUUUCCAUAGAGUUACGAUUGAUUGGAUCAAUCGUAACUCUUUGUAAGAUGGGGCCCAUCACAACAAGUUUGCAAAGUGGGCUAACCCUACCAAUAAGUAUAAGUAUUUAUUUAUUGUCCAUAAAUGGAAAUUCUUCUUGUUUACAUGCCGUGCAAAUUCAUAAUAAUGACAACAAAUUAUAUCAAUUCAUACACAAUACAUGAACAAUGAAAUCUACAUAUGGAACAUGGCAAUAAACAUAAUAUUACUUACAUAAUAAGUCAUAACAGUGGUUUUUUUUUAUAAGAAAGGCAUUUGGUAAGUUUAUUGCAAUUAAGGAGAUAUUAAAGAAAGACAUUAUUGGAUUGAAUUAAUUAUAAAGUAAAUUAUAUAUGUAGUAUAGGAUUCUCUGGGACUGCAAACUGGCUGAAUUAAAUUAUUUCUGCUCCCAUGGCGAACCAACACAUGCAUGGCAGCCUUUAUUUGUUAUUCCAUUUAUAGACUUUUCUUCUUUUUAAAACAAUUAUAUCAGGGUUGGUUUAAAAUGUAUACAUGUUAUGCACCGAUGAAUGGCAAUUUUUUCAUAAAGGGAUAAUAAAUCAUCAAUUCUAUUCAACUGAAUGAAAUGAUAUUUGAUCAGAGCUUGCCGGUUUCCGAGAAAUGUUUAUAUCGAACAAGAAAUGCUUCACUGGUAUAGUACUCUGUGUGGAUUCUUUCAUAACACUCCACAGCAGCAAUACUUUAAAAUGGGUUAAUACACUGCCGUUUGAAAUUUGCUUCCAUGAUUAGUUUUUGUGUUUUAUGGGUUGAAAAUUAUUAACGCAAAUGUUAGAGUAGAAGAGAAUGUAGAAUUAUGUUAACAUUCGUUCUGCAGAAUGGUUGUAACUUAAAGGGGAAUCCAACCCAAAUAUAAACUUGUUUUUAU